Molecule: messenger RNA, 3429 nt
Organism: Anopheles stephensi (Asian malaria mosquito)
Lineage: Eukaryota; Metazoa; Arthropoda; Insecta; Diptera; Culicidae
Product: lysosomal alpha-mannosidase-like
Exons: 5
Coding region: 60-3068 (1002 amino acids)
Biological process (GO): mannose metabolic process
Cellular component (GO): lysosome
Molecular function (GO): alpha-mannosidase activity; carbohydrate binding
Source: RefSeq, a predicted model, not a curated record
CCAACUCAUUUGUCAGUCAACUGUGAACCACCGCAGAGCUACAACCUUACCAUUUCGCGAUGGAAAACAGGAACAAGCUAUUCCUGUUGCUGAUGGUGCUGCAAUGUUUGCUCGUCGGCACCGGGGCAAACCCAACCGGUUCUAAGCAAUCCUUCUUCGGUCGGCAUCCGGCCCAGUGUGGCUAUGAGGGUUGCCCGAGGGUGAAGGAAAACAUGCUGAAUGUGCACCUGGUUGCUCAUACGCACGAUGACGUUGGGUGGCUUAAAACUGUUGACCAAUACUACUACGGAAGUAGAAGUAGCAUUCAGAAGGCGGGCGUCCAGUACAUCCUCGAUUCAGUCAUACAAGAGCUGCUGAAGGACGUCACGCGUAGGUUCAUCUUUGUGGAAUCUGCUUUCAUGCAAAAAUGGUACCUGGAGCAGACCGAGGAGAUGCGAGAAACCGUGAAGAAUCUAGUUAAUGAAGGACGACUAGAAUUCAUCGGUGGUGCGUGGAGCAUGAACGAUGAAGCCUCGGUGCAUUAUCAGAGUGUUAUCGAUCAGUUUACCUGGGGGUUACGGUUUUUGAACGAUACCUUCGGAGAGUGUGGACGUCCGAAGGCAGGCUGGCAGAUUGAUCCGUUCGGUCAUUCUCGCGAGCAAGGCUCACUGUUCGUUCAGAUGGGUUAUGAUGGAUUGUUCCAGGGACGGUUAGAUUUUCAGGACAAGAGCAACCGGAUCGCUCAGCAAACGAUGGAGAUGAUGUGGAAAACGAGCGAUAGUCUGGAGAAUAGUGAGCUGUUCACUAGUGGACUGUACUACAUCUAUGCUCCACCGCCUGGUUUUUGCUUUGAUGUGCUGUGCAACGAUGAUCCGUUCAUUGAUGGGCCUUACUCGAAGGAUAACAACGUCAAGGAGAAGGUGGAUCUAUUUCUGGACACUGUCCACAACAUGUCAAAAACGUUCUUGACGAACAACAUCAUCCUAACGAUGGGUGAAGAUUUCCAUUACCAGGAUGCCAACAUGUGGUUCAAGAAUUUAGACAAACUGAUCAGGUACACAAACGCACGUCAAGCGGAAGGAUCACUGGUGAAUGUGUUCUAUUCUACUCCUUCCUGCUAUCUGAAGGCAGUUCAUGAUGCACAGGUUGAGUGGCCCACCAAGUCUGACGAUUUCUUCCCGUACGCUUCCGAUCCUACUGCCUUCUGGACCGGUUACUUCACCUCUCGACCCACCCAGAAGCGUUACGAGCGCGAGGGAAACCAUUUCCUGCAGGUAUGCAAACAACUGUCGGCCAUUGCUCCAACGAAGGAAGACUAUUACGAGGCGCAUCUAACUGCCCUGCGUGAUGUGAUGGGAGUGAUGCAGCAUCAUGACGCGAUCACCGGUACUGAGAAGCAACAUGUAGCGGACGACUAUGCUCGCAUGCUGUACGAAGGAUUUGAGGCUUGCAGUGCCAAUAUCCGAUCGGUUCUGAAUCAACUGUCUGGAUAUCGCGAGGACGGCAAGUUCGAUUGGAGCUACUGUAAGCAGGCAAACAUCAGUGCUUGUGCAACGACCGAGAAUGCGGACAAUACGGUGGUGUUGUUGUACAAUCCUCUCGGAUACGGCUCGAACGACUAUGUACGACUGCCGGUAAAGGAUGGUCAGUAUUCGGUACUAAACGAUCGCGGACAGACGGUUCCAUCAACGUUGGUUCCGAUCCCGAGCUCUGUGAUCGAACUUCCGUUCCGCGAAAGCGAGGCUACUCAUGAACUUGUGUUCCAGGGUGAGCAAGUCCCUCCAGUAGGCUACAAGACGUACUAUGUCUCCAAGGAGGAGUCUCGGGACUCGUCCUCUGCAGAAAUGCGCCAGGAGGAUAAUGUGAGCAUUGGAAACGAGCAUGUUUCGGUCAAUUUCGAUGAGAACGGAUUAAUGAGCUCGAUCACUGUUCACGGAGAGACGCACUCCCUCAAGCAAAACUUCUUGUACUACGAUGGAGCUCUUGGAAACAAUGAGGAGUUCCGCAACCGAUCUUCCGGAGCGUACAUCUUCCGGCCAAACGGAACCGAAAAGACCGUAACGGAUGUGGUUGAGAUUCAGGUGGUGAAGAGCGACCUUGUCCAGGAAAUGCAUCAGAUAUUCAACGAGUGGAUCAGUCAGGUGAUUCGAGUGUAUGCAGGCCAGGAGCACGUUGAGUUGGAAUGGUUGGUAGGACCAAUCCCGAUCGAUGAUGGUGUAGGCAAGGAAAUCAUAUCUCGAUUUGAGUCAGACAUCAAGAGCGAUGGUGUGUUCUGGACGGACUCAAACGGACGAGAAAUGCUUCGUCGGGUCCGAAACCACCGCGAAACAUGGGAGCUAGAUUUGGCAGAACCGAUCCCUGGUAACUACUAUCCAGUGACAACCAAAAUCGUCAUUGAAGAUGAACAUAAGCGCCUGAGCUUGCUGAACGAUCGUGCCCAGGGUGGAUCCAGCCUGGUUGAUGGUCAGCUCGAACUUAUGGUACAUCGUCGGCUACUUCGAGAUGAUCGGUUCGGUGUUGGAGAAGCUCUGAAUGAAACUCAAUUUAAUACCGGCCUUAUUGCACGAGGAAAGCACUACCUAGUGUUUGGUUCUUCACACAUUGGCUCUACUCCAACACAAGCGGCCAAAGAACGGUUCCUGCAGAACAAGGUCCAUCUACCAUCGUGGGUAUUUGUGGCCCCAUCGGAUGACUUCCCUUACGAUCAGGAUCGUAAUGACUUUAGGCACAGCUUCACAUUCCUGGCCACUUCUUUGCCUCCCAACGUCCAUCUGCUUACGAUGGAACCUUGGAAAGAGGAUGGCGUUUUGGUACGAUUUGAACAUUUGUUCGCAGUGAACGAGGAUCCACAGCAUUCGCUGCCGGUGCAGAUCGAUCUGCAGGGUUUGUUUGCUGAUGUAAAUGUUGUUAGUCUGCGUGAAACUACCCUGGCGGGUAAUCAGUGGAAAGAGGACUCAAAGCGUAUGAGCUAUGGACUAGGACGAAAAGAACAAAUCGAAACGCCACAGAAAAAUAAUAACGAUCAAUUCCUGAUCGAACUGAAACCGAUGGAGAUCAGAACUUUUGUAGCUCAUUUUGCGAGGAAAUGAGGAACUUAAAACAGUUAGUAUCGAGUGUUAGUGUCAAGAAAAAUGUUGUUCAAAUAAGUCAAUAAAAAUAAUGCCUUAUCGUAUGCAAUGAGUUAUGUUAUUUUAGGACGUUAGCAAAAGUUUGUUUAAAAAGGUUAAUGAUCUUCUUAAAAAUUGCACUUGACUGUAAAAAAAAGUUUAUUUAAAUGAUAUACUUAUGCAGAAGUCUAUUUACGCAUGAAGGGGUUCAUCCAGGUGUUCAUUUCAAUUUAGAUAAUUGAACUCUAAUUUUAGCUGCGUAAAAGGUCUUCAUCCUUUGCAACAUCAAAAUAAAAAUCUUUAUUAUGCAUUCAAGAUAAGGAUAACUCAUAUAAUUAUAGAA